UUCAUUUGUUUCAUCUGAAAGUAGCGAAAUUAUUUCACCAAUAAAGAUGACGUGGGAGCAAAUAAAAUCAAACAUUUCCUUUCCGGUAUUUCUCAUAAUCGCAGCCGCCAUGUACUGGGCGGAUUUGACCAUCAAUAAGUGCUGAGAAUCAAUGGAGCACAUAAAAAAUGAGGAGGAGGAGAAGAAUCUCCGGCGAACGAUGGAAAGCGGAAAAGUCAUGUUUGAGGUGGUGAAUGUGAAUGAAAAUGUCCCCGACGAUGAACACCCGGACGAAGAUGAUGAUAUCGCCUUCCGGAGGGAAGAUAUCUCCGGGAAGAAGUCCUCGUUAAUUCUAAGAAGAAUUCCAAGGAAAUUAUCGAAACAGAGAUUGGGAGACGUGGGGCAAUACGACCGAGAGACCCAGAAGGAGAUCGAGGCCCGAAGGAAGACCUUGUUCGCCUCCCGGAGCGAUUUAUCCCGGGUGUCUUCAGUGUUCCUCGCUGAAACGAAAUCGAGACAAAGUCGAGGCUCCAAUGUUAAGAGUAUUGGGAUGUCAGGGAGAGGUAGCAGUCGCAUCCUGUUCUCAGAUAAUAUUCCUGUGAGGAGCAUGACCCUCGAGAUGCCCCGAAGGACUGCUCUCCCUGAGGAGGAGGCUGCAGUCUACUGCGACAUCCUCGAGAAGUCUCUCGACCAGUUAGGGCUCAUCAGGUACAGAAUCCCUGCAGAGGUUGACGACAGGUGGGACGAGGGCGACCGAAAUUGUUGUGAGAAGUACGACGUACCUGCAGAGCCUGAAUACAACCUCAGGGAGUACCUCGGCUUGCGAACUCUGAUCCCGAGUGUUUCUGAGAAACUCCAGAGAGACAGGACCUAUAUCUAUAACGUCUUGAGAGAACUGACGGAUGAACUCCGGAUCAGUGGAAGAUACGACCGGCUGGAGCUGGAGAUCGAGAGAAUAGCGAGAGUCGCGGAGGAGGAGCACAAUUUGGAGGUGAAUCAUGAGAUCUGGUCAGAGCAGGCGGAGCAGCUUCGGUUGUUGAUGAAAUCAGAGAAACUAGAUAAUGAAAUUAAUGUGAAAAAAUUGAUGAGUCAAGUGCACGACUCAGCGGCGGAUAUAGACGACACAAUAUUCCGGAGCAAAUCGAAAUUGGGGUACGUCAGGAGGUGGGAGAGUGCCAGAUUGGAGGGUCAGAGGCUCCAGCUGGAGCAGCGAGAGCACAAGUUUCAGGAUCAGCUGAGCGAUUGUGAGCGGUGGGAGGGGGUGGAGGAGGUGGUGUCGGAAGAGAUCAUGGCUUUUUUUCAGCAGGAUAUCGAACGUCUGGAGAAGGAUUACAGGGAGUGGAUGAAUAUUUUCAACGACGAGGUUGACCAGCUCGAUGAGGAGAUCGAGUACAAGAAGCAGGAUAUCGAGGAAGCGGAGAAGAAGGUCGGGGAAAUGUCGAGGUUGUCGGAGCAGAGGAAGAGGUUCAUUGAUGACUGCGUUGAGCGGAGAAGAAUUACGGCGGAGGUGAAAGCGUAUUCGGACGCUGUCAAUCAGGCAGCGAGACUCAUUCAGGCGCACUGGAAGGGCCACAUGGUCAGGCACCAGUUGGGGCCCUAUCGGGGCCUCUGGAAGGCUCUCAAAAAGCGGAAGAAACUCGCUGCCAAGAGGCGGAAGAAAAUUGAAAACCGGAGGAUGAUGCUGGAGCAAAAACAAGCCGAAGAAACGAAAAAGAAAAAAUGAAUCGACUUCUUUGUAAAUUUCAUCACACAAUUUUUUAUGAAUUUUUCUUCGCAAUUUCUCCUGCAAAAGUGUAAUUUAAAUAGAUCGUUGGAAUAAUUUUGGAAUAAUUAUUUUUUUGAAUACAU
This is a messenger RNA of Fopius arisanus, 1827 nucleotides long. RefSeq lists its product as uncharacterized. Gene Ontology annotation, molecular function: protein binding. Gene Ontology annotation, biological process: cilium organization. Bases 152 to 1702 code for a protein of 516 amino acids. The transcript is spliced from 3 exons. NCBI's taxonomy places the organism in Eukaryota, Metazoa, Arthropoda, Insecta, Hymenoptera, Braconidae. Gene Ontology annotation, cellular component: motile cilium; cytoplasm. The record is from RefSeq and is a predicted model, not a curated record.